GGACCAUGUUGCUCCCGAACAUCCUGCUCACCGGUACCCCGGGGGUUGGAAAAACCACACUAGGCAAAGAACUUGCAUCGAGAUCAGGAUUGAAAUACAUUAAUGUGGGUGAUUUAGCUCAAGAAGGGCAAUUAUAUGAUGGCUAUGAUGAAGAGUAUGAUUGCCCCAUUUUAGAUGAAGACAGAGUAGUUGAUGAAUUAGAAAACCAAAUGAGUGAAGGUGGAGUUAUUGUUGAUUACCAUGGUUGUGAUUUCUUCCCUGAACGCUGGUUCCAUAUAGUUUUUGUGCUGCAAGCAGAUAACAGUGUACUGUACAAAAGACUAGAAACAAGGGGUUAUAAUGAGAAGAAACUAAAAGACAAUAUUCAGUGUGAAAUUUUUCAAGUUCUUUAUGAGGAAGCAUUAGCAUCCUACAAAGAAGAAAUAGUACAUCAGCUGCCCAGUAAUAAACCAGAAGAUCUAGAAGAUAACAUCAAUCAGAUACUGAAGUGGAUUGAGCAGUGGGUGAAGGAUCAUAGCUCCUGACUUACAAGACCAGCUACUUUACAACCACGGUUGUCAUAUCCCUGCCAUAUUGAAUGAAUUGUUCAGUUAUCAGUAAAACUUAUUAAAAUUGUGUUGCAGGACUACUAGAUGGAUAGUCUAGAGAUUUAUAUUUAGGCUUUCUUUCUCCAUGAGAAAGCAAAACAUUCUCAAGUAUAGUGUAUACAGUAUCAUUAAGUAUCUAGAGUAAAAACUGUCAUCUUAAAUGCUUCAACGGCUAAAGAAUAAAUAAACCUGACUAAAUGGGUGGCUAUCUCCUCAGCUGAUUA
Canis lupus familiaris (dog) is the source of this 811-nucleotide messenger RNA. RefSeq names its product adenylate kinase 6 (gene AK6). Gene Ontology annotation, cellular component: cytoplasm; nucleus. Gene Ontology annotation, molecular function: ATP binding; AMP kinase activity; ATP hydrolysis activity. Lineage: Eukaryota; Metazoa; Chordata; Mammalia; Carnivora; Canidae. The record is from RefSeq and is marked validated.